Messenger RNA from Condylostylus longicornis, 1052 nucleotides. RefSeq lists its product as uncharacterized. The record is from RefSeq and is a predicted model, not a curated record. The transcript has 3 exons. NCBI's taxonomy places the organism in Eukaryota, Metazoa, Arthropoda, Insecta, Diptera, Dolichopodidae. Bases 310 to 984 code for a protein of 224 amino acids.
UUUAAAAGCAAAAAAAAAAAAGCGGAGGUGUUGUAAAAUCUAUCUAUCUAUAUAUUUACAACACAACAUACUACACUAAUACAAUACUACUUAAGUAUAUCCAAUAUUUUUUUUUAACCCUGUAAUUAUUAAAGCUUCUUAAAAGGGAAACAACAAAAAAAAAUUUUUACUUAAAAACAAACAUUGUAUAAAAUCAAUAAUUUUAUAAUUUACAUAAAGUUUGUAUAUUUUUGAUAUAUCAUUCUCACUUUAAACUAAAUACAACCGGAAAUAUAAGAAAUUAAAUAUAUUAAUAAUAAAUAUAUAAAAAUGUCUCAAGAUGAAUUACCACAUGUAAAUCCGGACGAUUUAAAAGACUUAAAAGAACGUAUGAGACUAAUAUCGGAAGCAGAUCCAAAACAAUAUCAUAAUGAGUAUUCUCUUAAACGAUAUUUGAGAGCUUUUAAAACAGUUGACGCUGCUUUUCAGGCAAUACUUAAAACAAAUAAAUGGCGUGAAUCUUAUGGUGUAAGUAAUUUAGCUGAUUCUGAUGCAGUUAAAAAUAAUCAAAAUAAAGCUAGAGUAUUACGGCAUAGAGAUUGUACUGGUAGACCGGUAAUAUAUAUUCCAGCAAAAAAUCAUAAUGCUUCUGAACGAGACAUUGAUGAAUUAACAAAAUUUAUUGUUUAUUGUUUGGAAGAAGCAUGCAAUAAAUGUUUUGAAGAAGUCACUGAUAAUCUUUGCAUUAUAUUUGAUUUAACUGAAUUCAAUAUUAAUUGUAUGGAUUAUCAAUUGAUUAAAAAUUUAAUAUGGUUAUUAAGUAAACAUUAUCCGGAAAGAUUGGGUCAUUGUUUAGUUAUUAAUUCACCAGGAUUAUUUUCAACAAUAUGGCCAGUUAUAAGAUCAUGGUUAGAUGAGAAUACAGCAAAAAAAGUUAUUUUUUGUUCAAAUGAAAUGGAAUUAUGUAAAUAUUUAAUACCAGAUAUUUUACCAACAGAUAUGUAAAAUUCAUAUUAUACUCUCAAAAAGUUGAAAAGAAAUUUUUUUGAACACAUCAAAACAUAUUAUGUAUA